Molecule: messenger RNA, 6496 nt
Organism: Monomorium pharaonis (pharaoh ant)
Lineage: Eukaryota; Metazoa; Arthropoda; Insecta; Hymenoptera; Formicidae
Exons: 7
Coding region: 2304-3170 (288 amino acids)
Source: RefSeq, a predicted model, not a curated record
AUCGAUUAUGUAUUAUAAUGAAUAAAUUUUAUGCAAAUUUUUCAAAUUUUGUUAAAAAUUUUAUAACUAGGGAAUUUUUAAGGUUUGAUUGAAUGGUGCCCUCUGGAAACGCCUAUAUGACGUUCGGCUCUGGCCGCUCGGCAUUUGGCUGCUGCCUUUGGCUACUAGCUUCAGUUACAUUAAUACCUAAGAAGAUAUUUUAUGUAACGGGAGUUGUAUUUUAAUAAUUUUUUUAUACAUCUAUCAUAUUAGCUAGGUGUUCAAAAACGGGUUCUUGCGCCUCUCCCAAGAAUUUCCUUUCCGGCCGGGAAUGUGUAACAAGCUGGAAUAUCAAGAUCGGUAAUCAGUUGCAGCGAUAUUACCACUUCAUAUCCUGUCGAAGUCCCGUACUGGGUCAACCAGCCAAAGGGGUUUUACGCUUGAUGUGGUUUUCUAGUUUUCAACUUUCUAAAAUCGAUGCGAAGCUAAAGUAAAGCAGAUGACUGUACAAACCGGUUACGGAAAAGAGGUUGCACCGCUAAUAUGUGUGUGCAUGAUAUCCUGAUUCCAUCUGAAGACUGCAAUGGCGUUAAUAGGUCAAUCAAUCGCCUUCUAUCCGCUUCUUGUUGUUAUUCUUUAUCAGGUUUUGUUGGCUAUUAUAUAACACUCAAUUUAUAACAGCAUGUAUUUUCUUACACUAUUUUUUAUUCUUGGAAUAAUUUACAAGAUUUUAUAGUAUACGAACCCGACUAAGCAUCUUCUUUCUUCAUGCUUCUUAAUAUUCGAUACUAAAUUUCUUCGCAGUAGAGGUUUAAAUUAAAGUCAUAAAUUGAAAUUACACUGGAGAUAAUGUUAUAUUACCUUAAAUUGUAUUUCUAGAUUUAAAUUUGAGGAAAUUAUAAAUUUUUAAUUAAGUUUAAAAUAAGAAGGUUAUUAGGAGAUUCUUUUGUAAUAAAAAAAAUAGAUGCGAUAAUGUUAAAAUCAUAUGGAUUGUUAUAUAGAUCUUUUUAACAAGAAAAUAUCUUCUAAAAAAGCAAAUUUGUACGCCCAAUUUUACUUAAUUUCCGCUUUACAAAGAGAUGAUUUACGAAUUAUAACGUUACCUGUGAUUAUCUGCGAUAAAAAACUGAGCGGUCGUUGCGGGUGGGUGCACCGGAAAAUGUAACGUUUCCACUGGCCGCGAGGAAUGUCACAAUUAUGUGGAGAAGAAUGUCGCGAAGAAGACCCUUCGUUGAAUCUUUAUAAUAGGUAACGGAAGGACAUUAUCACAGUCAUUGCGGCACGUGCUACUGUUCGCUCCCUUUCUGCAAAUUUGACAUAAAACUUCUCGCUUUGUGAUCACAUUAUAUAGAACGAAAAUGUAGUAUACAACGUUUAAUAUGAUGCGGUUCACCACUGUUUCUGCAGCUAAGCCUAAAGCUAUCGUGAAAUAUCUUUUUGAUUGUCUGGUAGUUAUUAGGCUGACAGCUUAUUCGUGCAGCUGCUGAUAUACCGUUAAAAUUAUAUUCUUAUUUAGUCAAAAAUAAAGAUUCAAGAUCUUCAUUCCAAUGGAUCGAUUGGACAAAAUAAUUAAAUUGGGACUUUUAAAAUAAUUUGAUUUUUUUGUAUACAAAUUAUGCUUAUUAAAUAAAUAAUUUUUUGCAAAUAUGAAAAGACAUGAAAUGAUUAGCGAAGAAAGUUAAUAAAUCCAUUGUAAAGUAUCUUUGCGAUAUUAUUGAAUAAUCUUUUUGGUACUCUUGUCUCAGUUUUAAAAUAUUCGGUUUAAUGUCUCACGAAUUUUAUGGUAUGAUGAGUUUGUUUUAUUAUCAUUAUACAUGAAACUUCCACGACUAGCCAGCGCGACUCGGUGAGUUCUCGAGUGUCUCUUGAGACGUCGUAUCGCAUCGAAUGCAGCAGCAAUCUCUGCACAGUAUUAUCUAAGCCAUGGACCGUUACCCCCACCGACCUAAAUGCACGCCGUAUAAAUGGUCAGAACACCUUCUAACCACUGUCAGUGAGCGUGUGCACCUAAUCUUGCCUUUCUGCAACGUGCAUCAUCUUAUAUUAUUCGGUGAAGAGAGUGUGCGAUAUUAUGCGAUAAUUAUUCGUAUCUUCACGAAACAUCACUUAUGAUUUUUUUUGAUUAAUUACGGAAUUCUCUUUCAAUGCGGUGCAUCUCGAUGAUUCAUUUAGUUAACGCUGUUCUUACGAUUAAUAAUGACUAUACAAGAAUUCGAAGCGAGAUAGGUGAUCGUCGCUAUUGUUUGCAAUGAAGUAUAAACCGGUUGAUCGAAGCUAACAAAAUUCUAAUCCUUAGUGCAAAGUUAAAAUUAUUGAUCUGAAUUAUGAAGUGCGGAUAUUUUGGAAACGAGUGGUUUUGCAAAAUUGGAUGUCCAAGAGUGACCCAAAUAUCGUGUUGGAUGUUUAUCUUGUUAAUUAUUUGUUCACGACGGACUCAUUCAUUGCCUUUUGAUAAUACAACGGAUCUUUUUGUUCAAAAAUGUCAAAUGGAAUGCAGUUUAAAGAAAGAUUAUACAACUUGCGGCAAAUAUAAAGCCGUGAAAUGGUUAAACGCCAUAGUAAGAGAAAAGGAAUUUAGUUAUGGACCAUUUCGUAUAAUAAGGAUACCAGCGAUUUACAAGCAGUCUUUUUUGCCCUAUUUGCCACGUUCUCAAGCAUUUAAAAGUGGCAUAACAGAAGCCCUGAACUUUGUUAGAGAUAGUGUAGAGGAUUUAUUGACAACACGUGCCAUUGUAUAUACAAUAGACAACUCAGUAGCUGCCAGAGAUUUUUCCUCGAAUCUGAUGUUUAUGGAUGAGGAUGAACUUGAGCGGCUAAAGAAUAGCAAAGAACCGGAAGGCGAUUGGCGAAUUUUCAAGAAGAAGAAAUCUAUAAUACUCCCGGUUCUUAUAUUGUUAAAUUUAGUAAAACUGAAACUAUUGCUAUUACCAAUUUUUCUAGGAGUUCAUUUUAUCAAAAAACUUCUUGUACUUGGAUCAUUAAUUUUACCAUCAGUAUUCGCACAUUUAAAAAUUUGCAAAGUGCCACAUCCUCAUGCGCAUCAUACACAUCCUUACCAACUAUGGUCUACUGCAGCGCACACAUCAGCAGAUUAUCCAACAGGAUACGGACAAGAUGACAGUAAUUGGCAUAGAAACGAUUACCAAUUGGCAUAUCCAAGUUAUCAGAUACUUCGCAAUCCUUACGGGUGAAAAUACAGCAGGUCAAUAUCGCCAGCAGCAACGACAAUUUUCUUAUUUGUUAUCUUUCGAUAAUCUUCCAAAAACGAGCUGCAAAUGUGAGUCAAUUAUAUUGAGGCAUGUGAAAUAACACAUUGGCAAGUAGUGCAAUUACGAUUAAUCUAAUUGUGAUCGGUGUAAUCUUAGUAAUCGCGUAAUUUCCUGUAAAAUCGAUGGUGGCAAUCACGAUGAAUUGAUACGCGCUGAACGAACGUCGUCAAACACUACGCUUAUCUCGGUUACGCUUAUUCGUCGUUUAUUCCAGCAAAGAACGUUCGUGAAAUAACUUUCACAUAGCUUACCGUUAUUUGAGGAACGUGUCGAUAUAUUUUAACCUUUACAACUUACGGACUUUUUAGAAAGGGCACGGUGUUAAGAAUACAUCCGGCUUUUCCUUAAAAUUAAACAAACGGUAAAGAGCGUAAAAUAUCUUUUUUAAUCUUUUAAAACAUUAAUUUAUUACAACUUUCUAUCUUCUAUUUCUUAUUUUAUAUUAUUUAUUACUUAUUUAACAUUAUGAUAAUAUCGAAGAUACAUGGUCUCGUUGCUGAUUGGCUCUGGCUUAUUAUAAACUUGACGACGUUAAUAAAACAUAUAGUGAUUGCAAACUGUAACUGUAACUAGAGAAUGCAUUAUAACAAGUUAAUAUAAUUGAUGAAAUGCCAAAAAUGUAUUGUAUUACUUUUUAUUGGCACUAGCGAAUUAUAAAUGCUAAAAUAAUUAAAUGUUUAUGGUGAGUAAUGAAAGUAAAGCAAAGCGAGUAUGUCUAGUGUGAAAUUCAAGCAAGUAAUACAAGUUUAAUUAAUUUAUUUUCUAAACGUGACAAUUGUAUGACAAAUAUGAUUACAUCAAUACACCGUGAAAUGUCUAUUGAUCUUCGAGAUCAAAAGCAUUUGGCGUGCUUGUGGUAUGUUUCACGUAGGCUGUCUUUCCUCCAAUUUCACAAUAAAAAUCGGAAAGACUACUAUAUCAGGUCAGAAGAACUAUUCGUGGUCAAGGUCACUUGACCGAGUACGAUGGCCCCUCCACUGACCUACUGACAGAUUUGGAUAAGUGCCCGGUUUGUGGUUCAAACGCGUUCACGAGCCAACUCAUGUGUCGCUGCUGUGCGUUCGUGUGUCUAUAUCUUGACCGGUGUGUCCAUGUGCAUACACACGUGUGACCCAUGCACAGGCCGAUCGAAGACCGUUAUCAGCUCGCGGACAGUGCACGACGAGAGGCCAGUCAUCGUAUUUGUCGUCGACACAUAUUUUAGGCAUCAAAUUACUAUUAGAGCUGGUGAAUUUUGUGCUCUCAUCCUUUCCCUUCUUCGAUACGCUUCUCUCGACCCGCCGUCUAUUUAUUGAUAGGAUUAAUCUUAAUUUCUCGACGCCGGACUUGUUAACGCGCUCCGUUCCGAAGCCGCUACGCUGACUCAGAUCGACCCUUUUAAUUCAUACAGCAAUAAUUUUCCAUAUUUCUUUUUAAUAAUUUUUAUUACAAAAAUAUAUGUUGUCUGUCAUAAGAGACAUUAUAGAAUAACAAAAAAUAGCAAACGUGCGAAAGUUGCCUGACACUUUGAUGACGAGCGACAACAAUACUCGAGCUCUACAACAGCAUAGGAAAUGCGAAUCGGAAGCGACACAUCGCGCAUCGCUAUGGCAGGCUAGGCGAUCGAUACGCGGCGUGCACUCGUCCGCGGCAACUCGACCGUUACGUUCUUACGUUAUACGCGAACGAAAAAGUCGCAUUAAUGUAACGGACCAUCGUCUAUGUCACGGCGUUCGACUUGCGUAUCCGUAUCUACGUCGAAUGUAUUUCCUGCGCAUUGUACGAUUUAUGUGUGCUUGAUUCAUGCGCGCGUAUGACGUAGAUGAUUCUAAGUUGUGUGUGUAUGUUAACUACCGGAGGUGCUUCUCAGGAUGCCACAGAUGAAGUUCGUGGAAAGCAGAACCGCAUGGAAUUGAAGGUCUAGCUUAAAUAGAACGGUCCUUCCUUUUUUUUUAAAUGAAAAUUGCCUUUGCGGAAGUCAAUCAAAUUUAUAUUGCGAUGAACGACUGAUACUCCGAGAAGAAAAAUGUUUAGAUAGAACUUCAAUUUUAUGGGCAUCACAUAAAUACUAUGUUGUCAGGUUUUAAUGUCGUUUGAGAAUCUUACACUGUAUGAAUGGACAGUUAUUAAUAAAAUAAGAGGAAUUGAGAGACAAUUCUGUUUGCACAUCGGUCUUUAUUUAAUUCUUUAUUCUUUUAAAUUCUUUUAUGUUUAGCGAAAGCAAAUUGUAUGUUUUAUUUUAUAUUUCUUAUUUAUGUGUGAGUGUGUACAUGCGUAUGAUUCUAUAGUUAUAAGAAAAAUAAAAUUGUAGCAUAAUUAAAUAGCUAAUAUAUCCUCUUUCUUUCCUCUUAAUUGAAAUACACAUUUUUGAGAAUUUUUAACAUUUUGUUAACAGACCAAUUGAUGGAUUGUAACAUUUUAUUACAUUGUUUUAAUAUUUUAAUGUUAAUAUAAAAAUAUUUGUGAAAAUAUAAUUUUUUGUUCUUAUUUCUAUGUGUUUGAAAAUAAAUUAUUUUGGUUACAACUUCUUCUUAGUUAAUUUUGAUGCAUGAUGAGUCGGAUAUGAAUAUCAAUACUUGAAAAGAAACUCUUUUUCUUUCAACAAUAGAUAUAAAAACUAUGAAGAUAUUAUGUGACUUUUAAGAAACAUAAUAAAUGAUUUCAUAGGUGUGUUAUUGACUUGAAUGUGAAACUUAACUAGAAGAAGUGAUACACUGUAUGACUCUCUUCUUAUAAAAGAUACAUUUUUGCGUAAGAAUAUUAUAUGAGAAACUUUUAUUGCAUUUUGUUAUUUUUUUUAUUGCAAUUUGUUAAAUUAUAAAUACUAUAAAAUGCUGGUAAAAGUAUAAAAGUAUAAAAGUAAAAAUACGUAUUAUUAUGGAAAUGUGUUAUAAUUUUCUUAUGAAAACAAAAGGUAUCUUGAAACCAACUUCUUUGCAAUUUAAAAUAGUCACAUAAAAGUUGCAAUUGAAUUUUAAAGAGCGGUCUGUUAUUGACCAUUGUUUCACGUGUAUUAAUAAAGAAAAUUCUUUAGGAAGAAAAAUUGAAAUGCUUUUAUAUACUGUUUUCCAUGAACUCUUUCGAUCUACAAUGCAUGAUUUACAAUGCAAAGUUUGUCAGCAAUAAAGUCCGAGAAGAUUUGUUUUUAUUUGACAACAUCUACAGCAUUCUAACAACGUUCUCGCGAAGCAGAGAUACGCAACUGGCUGAUCAUGGGAUCCGGCCCGCGAGGCUUUCCAAUUCAGCCCAUGUCGUCCAAGCUUGACCCC